AUGCAGCCCACCUCACUCAAGCGAGCGGCCUUCCUCAAGCAGUCCUCAUCAGCCGUCAAGAUGACUCGGCGCACCUACUGCAAGGGCAAGGACUGCAAAAAGCACACCCAACACAAGGUUACUCAGUACAAAGCUGGCAAGGCUUCCCUCUUUGCGCAGGGUAAGCGUCGAUACGACCGCAAGCAGAGCGGUUAUGGUGGUCAAACGAAGCCUGUCUUCCACAAGAAGGCCAAAACAACGAAAAAGGUCGUUCUGCGGUUAGAAUGCACACAAUGCAAGACCAAGGCGCAAUUAGCGCUCAAGCGCUGCAAGCACUUCGAAUUGGGGUACGUCAUGUGUAUGGAACGAGCAAAUUUGGGGGAGAUGCUGACCGUGACUGUAGUGGCGACAAGAAGACUAAGGGUGCGGCAUUGGUGUUCUAAAUGUGUGGCUUACUUCUCGCUGGCGUUCGGGUCGGCAUCAAGACCAUGGGAAGGCUGCGUAGAAAUUACGUAGUGCAUGCAAGCAUAAGCGAAAGCGGACG
Molecule: messenger RNA, 523 nt
Organism: Baudoinia panamericana UAMH 10762
Lineage: Eukaryota; Fungi; Ascomycota; Dothideomycetes; Mycosphaerellales; Teratosphaeriaceae
Exons: 4
Coding region: 1-495 (164 amino acids)
Biological process (GO): translation
Cellular component (GO): ribosome; cytosolic large ribosomal subunit
Molecular function (GO): structural constituent of ribosome
Source: RefSeq, a predicted model, not a curated record